Messenger RNA from Exophiala viscosa, 852 nucleotides. RefSeq lists its product as uncharacterized. Gene Ontology annotation, biological process: retrograde vesicle-mediated transport, Golgi to endoplasmic reticulum. The record is from RefSeq and is a predicted model, not a curated record. NCBI's taxonomy places the organism in Eukaryota, Fungi, Ascomycota, Eurotiomycetes, Chaetothyriales, Herpotrichiellaceae. The transcript has 3 exons. Bases 1 to 852 code for a protein of 283 amino acids.
AUGGCCGAUGCAGAAGAAACUCCGGCACAGCGUCAAGCAAGGAUCCGCCGUCAGAAACGAGAAGCGAAAAUCUCUGGCGCUGCAAGUGAAAGACUCGACAAGAUUACAAGAUUGAGUGGUAGAACGCCAGAAAGCUGUAAGAUCCCCGGUGCAACGUUCGCACUGCGAGACUGCUCCCGAUUACUGACCUCAAGUGCUACAGUGCGAACUGAAUCGCCUGUCGCAACACCACCUCGCUCAUCUACACCGUCACAAGUCCCAAGUCCGAGUCCGGGAUCCGACUACACCGCUGCACCCACUCCUGAACAACAAAAGGCGCAGGAAGAAUACCUAAGAGCUUUGUUGAGACAACCCGAACCCCAAGAAGGACAGAACCAAUCUCAACAACCUGAGGACCCUAUGCUCAAAAUGCUACAAACAAUGAUGGGAGCGAUGGAUGGCACAUCUAAUCCAAACACUCCUGGUGGUGCUGGAUUCCCAGGAGGCCUUCCGGGGCUGUCCCCCGAUGACAUCUCGAAGGCGACAGGACUUCCGUCCUUCCUAACAAACAUGGUUAUGGGAGGUCAGAAGGCGCCACCUAGCCACGCCGAACUGCAAGCGACGAGGCUGUGGAAGUCAUUGCAUGUCAUUUUCGCGCUCAUAGCAGGGCUCUAUCUUGUGUUUACCGUCACGCGAGCGACUGAAACGUUUGGCGAGAAUCCACCGCGUCCGGCGACCUUUCAGAAUCCCUUUGUGGUGUUCUUGACUGGUGAGCUGCUUGUGCAAGGGACCAGGGGAAUUUGUCGGAGAUGGAGCAAUCGCAGUAUUCAUGUUAGGCAUAGCGUCCUGGUGGAAGGGAAGCAUAUAACCUGA